AUGGUAUACAUCAAACAUUGGGCAGAUUUUCACUCUCGUGCCCUCGAGCUGUAUCAGGGAGAUCCAGACAGGACUCGCUAUCUGGUUAAAGCUCACCCAGCCAGACAAUGGCUCGUCCUUAAAGUCACCGACAAUGUCACUACUCUCAAGUACCGCUCCCGCUCCACCGUCAUACUCAACCGCUUCGAGCUCUUAAACCGCGAGCUGACGGCAAAGAUGGCAGCACAAGAUCAAGGAGUAGCUCCAGCGGGCCAGGGAGGUGAGAACCGGGCUCUCGGUGUUGUCAAAGAUAAGACGAGCGCCUCACAGGUCGAUGUGGCAGACGCAGCAGUUGGCCAAGGUGGGGUUGGUGGAGCGGGAGGGGUGGGCGGCAGUGGGCAGGCAGCCAGCAACAGCAAGAAGAAGAAGAAGAAGAAAGGUGGCAACAAGUAG
This is a messenger RNA of Jaminaea rosea, 432 nucleotides long. Its product is annotated as signal recognition particle, SRP9/SRP14 subunit. The coding region runs from base 1 to 432 and encodes 143 amino acids. The record is from RefSeq and is a predicted model, not a curated record. Gene Ontology annotation, cellular component: signal recognition particle, endoplasmic reticulum targeting. Gene Ontology annotation, biological process: SRP-dependent cotranslational protein targeting to membrane. Gene Ontology annotation, molecular function: 7S RNA binding. Lineage: Eukaryota; Fungi; Basidiomycota; Exobasidiomycetes; Microstromatales. The transcript is spliced from 3 exons.